GUGAGACCAAACUGCACAGGCAGGAAACAGGAGGACGUGUCACAGAAGAGACGAGCCGACACUCGCCGCAGCGACAGGAAAUGAGAUGAGAUGAGAGCUGAACUCUGAAUCUAACGGCCGCCACCACUGCUGCUGCUCCUCACACACGACCAGAGACUGGACACACACGAGGAGCUGAGGAGAGAAGCGGUGAGAAAGAGAGAGAGAGCGAGAGAGAGAGAGAGAGAGCGAGAGAGAGAGAGAGAGAGAGGGAGAGAGUACAUGACAACCUUGAUGGGGAUGUGAGACCAGGAAGUGUUGUGGUUGUUUCACCUGCUGUGGCUGAAGAGGAGUUGAAGCUGCUGCUGUGGCUGCUCUGGUAGUGAAGACCAGACCCUGACGGAGAAGAGUUGAACCUGCCGGAGUGGCUGCUCUGGUGUGGAGGUAGGGGCAGGUAUCUGUGUGUGUGUGUGUGUGUGUGUGUGGAGGCAGGGGCAGGUAUCGCUUACAGCACACUCACAAAGAGAGACUGUUCCACUCAGGGGGCUGCAGAGCUUCACGAACAACACACAGCAGGGCCACUGCAGUCUACCUGUGUGUGCGUGUGUGUGUGUCUGACUAACUGUGUGUGUGUGUGUGUGUGUGUCUGACUAACUGUGUGUGUGUGUGAGUGUCUGAGUGUCGGACCCUGGGACAGCGGCCCAAACAGGUCAGGCGUAGCAGCUACACACUUUAUUUCCUGUGAACCUGAGAGGAUAUUCACGCAGCCGUGCCUCCACCUGUCUCACUCAUCAGAUAUUCAGCCACAGACUGGACAGAAGGACAAGAACACACACUCGGACGGACCUCCGUCCAGCACACACACACACUCGGACGGACAUUCGUCCAGCACACACACACACUCGGACGGACCUCCGUCCAGCACACACACACACUCGGACGGACGUGUGUCCAGCGGCGUGAGGAUGCAGGCGGCGGGGCCUGAGCAGGACGACGCCUUUGACUUCCUGUUCAAGAUCAUCCUGAUCGGCGACUCCAACGUGGGCAAGACGUGCGUGGUGCAGAGCUUCAAGAGCGGCCUCUUCUCCGAGCGCCAGCAGAACACCAUCGGAGUGGACUUCACCGUCCGGACGCUCACCGUCCAGGGCAAGAGAGUCAAGAUGCAGGUGUGGGACACAGCAGGACAGGAGCGUUUCCGCACCAUCACGCAGAGUUACUACCGCAGCGCUCACGCCGCUCUCAUCGCCUAUGACGUCACGCGCCACCCAACAUUCCACUCCGUCACACACUGGGUACGCGAGGUGCAGACCUUUGGAGCCACCAACGUCCUGCUCACACUCAUAGGUAACAAGUGUGACCUGGAGGAGCAGCGGCAGGUGUCGUUUGAGGAGGCGUGCUCCCUGGCGGAGGAUUAUGGGAUGUUGGCGGCGUUUGAGACGUCAGCUAAGGAGGCGCGGAACAUCGAGGAGGUGUUUGUGCUGAUGGCCGAGGAGCUGCUCGCCCGCAACGGCAUGCCCUUUGACCCCUCCAGUCACCAUGGAAACACACCUCAUGCGCUCAUGCGGAACAACAGCCGAGCCAUCAUAAGCCCCGCCUCCGAGGAGCCCCGCCCCAAGUCCUGCUGCUAAGACCCGCCUCCAUCACACGCCCCGCCUCCUCCAACAUAAGCCCCGCCUCCAAAAAAUGUACGCCCCUCCUCCACCAUAAGCCCCGCCUCCGUCAUACGCCCCUCCUCCAUCAUAAGCCCCGCCUCCUACAUCAUACGCCCCUCCUCCAUCAUAAGCCCCUCCUCCACCAUAAGCCCCUCCUCCACCAUAAGCCCCUCCUACAUCAUACGCCCCGCCUCCUACAUCAUACGCCCCUCCUCCAUCAUAAGCCCCUCCUCCACCAUAAGCCCCUCCUCCAUCAUAAGCCCCUCCUCCACCAUAAGCCCCUCCUCCAUCAUAAGCCCCGCCUCCGAGGAGCCCCGGCCCAAGUCCUGCUGCUAAGCCACGCCCACUCCGAGCACAACACACCAGUGGACCAUGACUGACCGAUCUCGUGACCAAUCGUGUUAAUCCAGACUACAGCCCACUGCGGUUCUGGACUCAGAACAUGAAACUGUGAAUGUGUGGGUUCUGCACCGAGAGCACACACACACUCACACACAUGUCCCUCUACUCAGGUGUGUGAGUGUGUUUGGAAAGGGACGUGUGUGAGUGUACUGUAUGUGUUUGGAAAGGGACGUGUGUGUAUGUGUUUGGAAAGAGACAUGUGUGUGUAUGUGUUUGGAAAGGGACGUGUGUGUAUGUGUUUGGAGAUGGACGUGUGUGUAUGUGUUUGGAAAGGAACGUGUGUGUGUGUGUGUUUAAAAAGGGAUGUGUUUGGAAAGGGACAUGUGUGUGUAUGUGAAUGUCUUGGGGUGUGUAAGUAUGUUUGUGAAAGUGCAGGAGUGUGCAAGUGUGUUUGUGAAUGCUGUGUUCCAUCUGAGAUGGUGGCCAUUUAUAAUCAAGAUAGUAAGUAAUUAUCCAUUCAUGAAUGAAGAUAGUAAAUAUCUGAAUGUAUGUGGACGCAUCUUUCAAAAUCAAGUAAAUGUGUAAAUGUGAGCAGAUAGAGCUGUUGGACUUUUUAAAAAAACAAAUAAAGGAAAUGUAUGAAUAUACUGUA
This is a messenger RNA of Sardina pilchardus (European sardine), 2625 nucleotides long. Its product is annotated as ras-related protein Rab-19-like. Gene Ontology annotation, cellular component: endosome; Golgi apparatus. The transcript is spliced from 3 exons. Gene Ontology annotation, molecular function: GTP binding; GTPase activity. The record is from RefSeq and is a predicted model, not a curated record. Lineage: Eukaryota; Metazoa; Chordata; Actinopteri; Clupeiformes; Clupeidae. The coding region runs from base 945 to 1607 and encodes 220 amino acids.